AGCAGGAAAGACGAGGAGUCCAAGGUAUUAGAGACUGAGCAGCAAGGAAGAAUAAGAGUGCUCCACCAGGACGAGAGUGCUGAAGAUGUGUAUGUGUGCGCUGACAUCCUAGGUGGCGUGCCCCCCACUGCCCACCAGCACAGACAGGGGUACAGAACAAAGAGCCUCAGCACACACAGAAGAACAGGAGACCAGCAAAGAGGUGACAGGGACUUUGUGACAGGCAGCGACCGAACGCAAAGAGGAGGAAGGACUCAGCAAAGACAACUAGCGCACAUCCACACAUGAAGAUACAUUGAUGUCUACUUCCAAGUCCAGUGCCACACACCCACACAAUGAGAAAUACAUGGCGGAGAGGAGAAGAUAGUUCUCCCCACAUUGAGAAUUAACCAGAUUUAAGAAGACCCCCUGGACCAGGCCAAGUCCAUCACCUGCUGUCACGUCACCUGUCCUAGACUGGGACUGGAACUUCCUAAGCUUGCUAUCACCUUGGCUGGGACUGAGUCAAAGUGUCUGCCUAGCAGUGUGUAAGUGCUCAGCUCAUUGACUAAAAAAAGGGUACCUUGCCACCCCGUGACUAUUUCAAGGAAUUCUCCUGAAGUCCCCCUUUGGCGGACCUAUUGGGGGGAAGUAAUAUUUCUUGGUAGUCUGUUACAGCCCAGAACAGUCCUGCUUCCUGCAGCUUUUCCGCCAGCCAUGGCGUUUACCUUUGCAGCCUUCUGUUACAUGCUGACUCUGGUCCUCUGUGCUUCUCUCAUCUUUUUCAUCAUCUGGCAUAUUAUCGCCUUUGAUGAACUUCGAACAGAUUUUAAGAAUCCUAUUGAACAGGGGAAUCCGUCGCGAGCAAGAGAAAGGGUUAAGAACGUGGAGCGGAUUUGCUGCUUGCUCAGAAAGCUCGUAGUACCAGAAUACUGCAUUCAUGGCCUCUUCUGUCUCAUGUUUAUGUGUGCUGCUGAAUGGGUUACUCUGGGUCUUAACAUACCGCUGCUGUUUUACCACCUCUGGAGGUAUUUCCACCGACCUGCUGAUGGUUCAGAAGUUAUGUUUGAUCCAGUGUCCAUAAUGAAUGUGGACAUUUUGAAUUAUUGCCAGAAGGAGGCUUGGUGUAAACUGGCAUUCUACUUGCUGUCCUUCUUCUACUACCUGUACAGGGUGGGGGCCACUGUACGUUAUGUCAGCGCGUAGGAUGCUGUGCCUCUUGCUGUAUGAUAUACACACUCGUCACUUUUUGAAUCUUGCCAGUCCGGAUGUGUGAAUUCAGGAGAUAGAAGAUCGAAAAGUAAGAGAGAGUUGGAAAUCUUGGCUGACGAACAAGACCUGAAGGGCAUCCUUCCAGUUUGCCUACUAGAUUAUUUUCUCUACCCCUGUCCAUCUCUCUCUUUCUUGUCGGCCCUUCCCAUUCUUUUUUUAAUUUUUUUUUCUAUUUUUUUUUCUCAUUUUUGUCACUUCCUAUUUUAGACUGCUGCUGGCUUACAGCUCUUAUUUGUCUGUUUGAAGUCUGUGACUUUAUUUCUCCAGAUACUGUGUGACGUUUAUUGUCAAUAAAGGAUAUAUCUAUAUAUAAAUAAAA
This is a messenger RNA of Hyla sarda, 1570 nucleotides long. RefSeq names its product cornichon family AMPA receptor auxiliary protein 2 (gene CNIH2). The record is from RefSeq and is a predicted model, not a curated record. Gene Ontology annotation, biological process: regulation of AMPA receptor activity; vesicle-mediated transport. The transcript has 7 exons. Lineage: Eukaryota; Metazoa; Chordata; Amphibia; Anura; Hylidae. Gene Ontology annotation, cellular component: dendrite; synapse. Bases 697 to 1185 code for a protein of 162 amino acids.